CGCGAUGCGACUUCAACGGUCCUAUCCGAACGCAUUUCACUCUCACGUCGCUUGUCAGCCUCUCUACCCUGUUCUUCUCUGCUCUGCUCCCCUGCUUCUCAAACCACCACCUGUCCUCUGCUCCCGCAUCUCGGAAACGCUACUACCAAGUGCACCAGUCUGGCUGGAGGUGACCAGUUUGACAGACCAAGACGAUCAUAGAUCAAAGCGGGAAGCCAGCCCAAGCCCCCAAGCUCCCAAGGCCCUGAGCGGGCCGGACGCAACAUUCGCACCCUAGCCAGCUGCGUCCUCUGUGCAGCCCUGAUCGAUCGACGAGGCACACGUUUGCGAUGCACAUGGCCUGUUAGUGCAUGCAGACACUCACAUCAGUCCCUCGCUACCCAACCGAAGAAACGAUCACCUUGCGCCCGUUUACCCUCCCCCCUCGAACCCAGUCAUAUCGCUAUCGGUCACAAUGCUCUACGAUCUCAACAUCCUAUGGAAUCCAACCCAGGACCCCACUGUCCUCGAGCAUACCCUUGCCUUCAGUGCUACAUUGGGGUACAACGUCGUCGCUCUGAACCACAGCCUCUCUGGUCCGGUCCCCGCACAAGUCAUCAAUCCACUCCCCAAGUUCCAAGACGACGAAGACGGCCGCCAUGACAACGCAGACCACAGCAGUACCACCCCCACCUCCACAUAUCGGCGGAAGAGGCCAAGAGUUCUUCACCGCGCAACCGUCACCCUCACCGACCCCUCUAAGAACUACCGCCUCGCUGCCGUCGCGGCCGCAUACGAUAUCCUAGCCGUCCGCCCCACAACAGAAAAAGCCUUCUCGGCCGCCUGCCUCUCCCUCCCCGAAGCGUCCAUCAUCUCCCUCGACCUCACCUCCCGCUUUCCCUUCUUCUUCCGUCCCAAGCCGUGCAUGGCGGCGGUAUCGCGCGGCGUCCGCUUCGAGAUAUGCUACUCUCAGGUUCUGCUGGGCUCCUCGCUCGCCGGCUCUGGCUCUGGCUCUGGCUCUGGCUCUGGCUCAGGGUACGGCGGCGCUGCAGCGGCACCUGAUGCGGCCCUCGCCCGCGCCAACUUCAUAUCCAAUCUCUCGGGCCUCGUGCGCGCCACCAGGGGUCGCGGCUUCGUCAUCAGCUCCGAGGCCGUCUCCGCCAUGGGCCUCCGGGCCCCGGCCGACGUGAUCAACCUCAUGGCCGUCUGGGGACUGGCGCCGGACAAGGGGAGCGAGGCGCUGGGGGUGAACCCACGCGCGGUCGUGGUCAACGAGGGGCUCAAGAGGAGUUCUUACAAGGGUGUGGUGAACAUUGUGGAGGUGGGUGGUCGGGAGGGCGAUGUGCUCCACGGCAAGCAGAACCAAAACCAUCCAAAUCGGAAACAAAAUCGGAAACAGCAGCAGGGAGAUGAACGGAUGGCGGGGGUGAAGGGCGCUCAAAAGCGCAAAAAUGAGGAUGUGAACAGUAGCCCUUUGGUGCAACAGCAAGAACAGCAACAACAAGAACAACAACAACAGAAGUUAAGUAAGCCGCAGACCAAGAAGUUGCGUUUAGCGCCAAAGGCGGACGCCGAGACAUGAUGUGAGGGUGUGAAAAGGGUCUUCGCUCUCACAUCGUGCAAAGUCGGCUAGAGUGGGAUUCGAUUUGAUCAUGAUACCCGCGUCACAUAGAACAAUGAUUUUCUUUCCUUCGCUAGUUGGUAUGAAGGGCUGAAGAAUAAAAAAAGAGAGAAUAAAAGGCUCGGAAGUAUUCCUCGCGGGAUAUAUGUACUGGAUUGGUUGGGCCCGGGGUGAGAUUGCCACAUCGUCCUACCCCCCUAUCGAUGCCACCAUGGUAUUCAAGAAGAAAAGCUUAUAAAGAACAAAACAAGUUGCAGAAGCAGAAGGCCC
Molecule: messenger RNA, 1870 nt
Organism: Sodiomyces alkalinus F11
Lineage: Eukaryota; Fungi; Ascomycota; Sordariomycetes; Glomerellales; Plectosphaerellaceae
Product: PHP domain-like protein
Exons: 1
Coding region: 455-1561 (368 amino acids)
Biological process (GO): tRNA processing
Cellular component (GO): nucleolar ribonuclease P complex
Molecular function (GO): RNA binding
Source: RefSeq, a predicted model, not a curated record